Eurypyga helias (sunbittern) is the source of this 636-nucleotide messenger RNA. RefSeq names its product claudin 2 (gene CLDN2). Gene Ontology annotation, cellular component: plasma membrane; bicellular tight junction. Bases 1 to 636 code for a protein of 211 amino acids. Gene Ontology annotation, molecular function: structural molecule activity. The record is from RefSeq and is a predicted model, not a curated record. Gene Ontology annotation, biological process: calcium-independent cell-cell adhesion; bicellular tight junction assembly. Lineage: Eukaryota; Metazoa; Chordata; Aves; Eurypygiformes; Eurypygidae. The transcript is spliced from 2 exons.
AUGGGGCUCCAGCUGCUGGGCUAUGCCGUGGCCUUCCUGGGCUACAUCGGCACGCUGACAGCCAUGCUGCUGCCCAGCUGGAAAACCAGCUCCUACAUCGGCUCCAGCAUCGUGACGGCCGUGAGCUUCACCAAGGGGCUGUGGAUGGAGUGUGCCACGUACAGCACAGGCAUCACCCAGUGCGACAUUUACAGCUCCCUGCUCAACCUGCCGGCCGACGUCCAGGCGGCCCAGGCCCUGAUGGUGAGCUCCUGUGCCGUCUCCUCCCUCGCCUGCCUCCUCGCCGUCGUGGGCAUGCGGUGCACCGUCUUCAGCCAGGGCUCGCCCGGCAAGGACCGGGUGGCGGUGGCAGGCGGCGCCGGCUUCAUCCUCGGGGGGCUGCUCUGCUUCAUCCCGCUCGUGUGGAACAUCCAUGUGGUGCUGCGGGAUUUCCGCAACCCCGUCCUCCCCGACAGCAUAAAGUUCGAGCUUGGGGAGGCACUUUACCUGGGCAUUAUCUCCUCCAUCCUCUCCCUUGUCGGCGGCUUCAUCCUCUGGAAACCCAGCCCCAGGAAUGGGGCACAGAAGAGCCAUGCUGGGCCUGCAAGACCAGAGGAGGGUGAGGAGGACCCCCUGCCCCACCAGAAGAUGACCUAG